This is a messenger RNA of Quercus robur (English oak), 2336 nucleotides long. Its product is annotated as transcription termination factor MTERF8, chloroplastic. The record is from RefSeq and is a predicted model, not a curated record. Gene Ontology annotation, molecular function: double-stranded DNA binding. The transcript has 3 exons. Gene Ontology annotation, biological process: regulation of DNA-templated transcription. NCBI's taxonomy places the organism in Eukaryota, Viridiplantae, Streptophyta, Magnoliopsida, Fagales, Fagaceae. The coding region runs from base 131 to 1801 and encodes 556 amino acids.
AAAUCCCAUUUCUCUCCUCGUAGUCCACAAAUUUCACAUAUUUUAACUUCGCAGUUGAAAGUUGAAACACCCGCGUCUUGCUGCAACACUCUACUAAGCGCUAAACUCACCUGCUGGUUGUUGAGUACAAAUGGUUGCACUACUCACUUUGUUCACAAACCCAAUCCUUUCUUCUCCAUCUUCUUGUUCUUCUUCUUCUACUACUCUUCUUCUACACCCUCCAAUCCCUCCCACAACUGUUCACUUUUCACUCUCUUCAGUUUCAGCUUUCCAUCCCCACGAAUGGUUCUCUAUCUCAAAGUUCAGUAAAGCCUCAAGAAACGAGCUCAAACCGCUAUUUCCCCAACUGGGUCUUCGACCCACUAGACAUAUCUCAAUCCAAUGCAGUUGCAUCAACUCCCCCGCCAAUCUUCACACUGAUAUAGGGAUUCUCUUUCCAUUCUUCAGAGAACUUGGACUUGAAGAUAAAGAAACUGAAUUAGUCUUGGACAAAAACCCAACUCUUGCAUUGACAUCUUUGGAUUCAAUACGUGCUCGGGUUCGUUCUUUGCUAUCACUUAGAAUCGAUAGCCUUACACUUAGUUACUUGAUUGUCAAAUGUCCUAGUGUGUUAACCGCUGAGGAAAUUGAUCCAUUUAUAUGUUUUGUGCGUGAUGAAUUGGAAAAUAAGAUUGAGCCCAUGCAGCUCAAGCACCUUUUGACUACCGCGGAUCCUAGAUUCUUGGUGGGUUUUGAUAAAAAGGUUAAAUUGCUUCUUGAUCGUGGAGUUCCGAGUGAAAAGAUUGGUUAUGUGCUCAACCAUGUCAAGUUAGCUAAAGCAGUGUGUCUUAGGCCAAUUGAAGAGAUCGAUAGGACCAUUACAUUUUUUAUCCCAUAUGGCGGUAUUGAUUUGAUUGUAAGGCGUCCGGAAAUUCUUAAUUAUAAUUUGGAAAGUCAGUUGAUACCUAGAAUUGGGUUCCUUUUGGAUCUUAGUGGGGGAGAUAAGGAUGCCACAGGGAAUGUGGUGCGUAGGCUCCCAAUGAUUUUAAGUUACAGUGUGGAGCAUUUGGAGGGCCAUGUAGAGUUCUUGAGGUCAUUUGCUGGCCUAAAUAAUCAGGAAAUUUUCAAGAUUUUUCUUGUGUUCCCAAGUGUGGUUAGUGCUAGCAAAGAGCGGAAAUUGCGUCCCAGGAUAGAGUUUCUCAAGCAAUGUGGGUUGGAUUCCAACGAUAUUUUCAAGUUCUUGAUCAAAGCUCCCUUGUUUCUAGGCCUUUCAUUUGAUAACCUCAAUUAUAAACUAGUGUUUUUGGUGAAGAUUGGGUAUAAAUAUAGGACAAGGGACAUGGCAAUGGCAAUGGGAUCUGUGACCAGGACAAGCUGUGAGAAUUUGCGAAAGGUAAUUUGGCUAUUCUUGAGUUAUGGGUUGUCUUACAGUGACAUUGUUUCCAUGAGCACGAAGCACCCACAGAUACUGCAAUACAAUCAUAGUUCUUUGGAGGAGAAGAUGGAGUACUUGAUAGAGGACAUGGGUCGUGAAGUUGGAGAAUUGUUGGCUUUUCCGGCAUUCCUUGGUUACAAGCUUGAUGAGAGAAUUAAGGUUAGGUAUGAGGCAAAGAAGAAGAUUACUGGAGAAGGAAUGUCAAUCAAUAAGCUGUUAACUGUUUCGACUAAGAGAUUCUUGACAAAGAAGAAAGAGAAAAAAUUACUACAUGCAGUCGAGAAUCUAACUUGCGAUGAAGCUACUUGUGAUGUAUGCGAAUUCCCUUUUUACUAUGUUAGCUGGUGCAGACAAUUGCAACUUGGGGAGUACAGAAAAUUGAGAUGAUUCUUCAAACAAUGGAAGACUUGAAAGGUAUGAAGCUUGAGCAGUAGGAAAUCUGCUCUGGGAUAAGCUUUAUUAUGCUCACAUCAAUAUUUGAAACUGACUGUAUAUUUAUCUUUGCUAUGUUAAGAAAGAAGCUGGUUUCUUCUUUCUUCUGUCUCUCAAUUAUUUGUUUCCUUUCUUUCUAGCAACCGUUAGUGGGAGGGAUAAAAAAUUCUUUGAAAAUAUGUCUUAUUUUCAUCCACUAACCUGAAUUAUUACAAUGGAAUUGACUUGUGGAAUAGACCAUAAUGCUCUUAUUUCUGAAAGUUUGGCUCUUCUGAAUUUUGUUUCCCCCACAACAGGACCAUCAACCUGACCGUCGGCAAAUGUUCAUUGUAAAGAGCCCACUCAUGUGCACCUUUAUUGAAUAGAUACAUUUAUGAUGUUUCUCUAACAUCCAGUGCUGUCAUGGAAGUUGGAUGCCUUGUAUUAGUUGUAUGUAAACCAAUGGACUGGUUGGUUUAGAUUGUUAAUGAUAUGAGAUUGCAUCUUAUGA